AAUAACUGCGGUUCAGCAAACUAUUUUGGCAGCUCGAAUACAUCCGGUACUCCUUUUGUAAUUUGGUUGUUGCCGCAGAAACAAGCAAAAAUGUCGUUGGUUAUUCCAGAGAAAUUCCAGCAUAUCUUGCGUAUCAUGAAUACGAACAUCGAUGGUAACCGCAAAGUUACCAUUGCGAUGACAGCAAUCAAAGGUGUUGGUCGUCGUUAUGCUAACAUCGUGUUGAAAAAGGCCGAUGUCGACUUGACCAAACGUGCUGGUGAAUGCAGCGAAGAAGAAGUUGACAAAAUUGUCACAAUCAUCUCAAAUCCACGUCAAUACAAAAUCCCAAACUGGUUCUUGAACAGACAAAAGGACAUCAUUGAUGGUAAAUACCAACAAUUGACCUCAUCGAAUUUGGAUUCAAAAUUGCGUGAAGAUUUGGAACGCUUGAAGAAAAUCCGUGCCCACCGUGGUAUGCGUCACUACUGGGGUCUUCGUGUGCGUGGUCAACACACAAAAACUACCGGCCGUCGUGGACGUACUGUUGGUGUGUCGAAGAAGAAGUAAACCAACUGAAUUCCUUCGCUCGAUUACACUUAUUUUUUUUAUAUAUCUCUGAUAUGGAAGCAACAAACAUGAAACAGAAAAAAAACCAACCAUAAGAAAACCAUGAAUGUGAACACAUUGGAGAUAAAUUAAAAUUCCACAAAAUA
Sitodiplosis mosellana (orange wheat blossom midge) is the source of this 695-nucleotide messenger RNA. It is a transcript of the gene RpS18, whose product is annotated as 40S ribosomal protein S18. The transcript has 4 exons. Gene Ontology annotation, cellular component: ribosome; small ribosomal subunit; cytosol. Gene Ontology annotation, biological process: translation. Bases 91 to 549 code for a protein of 152 amino acids. Lineage: Eukaryota; Metazoa; Arthropoda; Insecta; Diptera; Cecidomyiidae. Gene Ontology annotation, molecular function: RNA binding; structural constituent of ribosome. The record is from RefSeq and is a predicted model, not a curated record.